AUUUCCUUGACACCAAGUCUGUAAACAUUAUGGACGACAAUCGCCAGGAGAAAUUAAAAUUUAUUUGAAAAUACCUGUUUAAAUUUAAUACUGUUAAAUGUCAAUGUACCGUGUGAAUUUUAAGAUGGAUUAAUUAGAUAUCCAAUACAGUGGUUAGUAAUUUUUCACCCCCUUUUUCUUCUGUUUAUAAUGUGGUUAGCAUUGCAAAGCAAUCGAAUGUAACAUGACAUAAUAAUUAUGCAGAGAUCGGACACAUGACAUGCCAUUCGACUCUUUUAAUUCAUUGGUUUAGGAAGUGGGAUAUUGAAUACAGUGGUCAAUAAUUUUUCAGCCCCUUUUUCUACUGUUUAUAUUGUGGUUAGCAAUGGAAAGCAAUCGAAUGUAACAGUAACAUGACAUUACGUUACAUAAUAAUUAUGCAGAGAUUGGACGCAUGACAUUCGACUCUGACUCUUUGUAUUCAUUGGUUUAAGAAGUGGGAUAUUGAAUACAGUGGUUAUUAAUUGUUCAACCCCUUUUUAUUCUGUUUACAAUGUGGUUAACAAUGCAAAGCAAUUGAAUGUAACGUGACAUAAUAAUUAUGCAGAGAUCGGACACAUGACAUUCAACUCUUUGUGUUCAGUGGUGUAGAAACUGGGAUGCGGCAUGGCUGGUCAGCCCCGAGUGAAACUUUUUCUUCAUAUUGAGGGGCAGCAUUUUCUUCUUUACAUUGAGGGGCGGCAUUUUGCCAGCGGCAGAAUUUGUUUGUUUUGGUGUAAAAAUGGGGGGGAGGGGGGGCGGCAAAAAGCUCUGCUUGCCCUGAUGACCCUGGAUACACCACUGGUUGUAAUAAGUUAAAGUAAGCCUAUAAGACCAGGCCCUCUUUAAAAUUUACUUUACAAUUACAAAUAAGAUUUUACCACAUAAUUUUAAAAUUUACUUUAAUUAUAAUUUUCCAUAAAACUGACUGAAAUUCUUAUUCUUACUCAUCCACUGUUACUCAGUACUCUAUUUUCUUUUAUGGUCAUGACUAACUAGAAUUUCUAUUAGAAGUAGAAUGGUACCUUCUGGAAAAUACCCAGCUAGUCUGACAUGUGAGAGAUAUUUCACAACAUUUAACUCUUUUGCUGCGGUGCAAUGCACAGUAAGUUCAUCUGCCAUGCUAAAAAGCACAAACCAUCACACUGUGCUUUGUUUCAAUAUCAUGGUUGUUUAUCUGUUAUUUCUCUGUUGAACUUUUUAAGAGCUAUUUUUUAAUUAGACUUUUACAUAGAAGAAUUGUACUUCAUUGUUUAUGAACGACAGCAAGGUUUAUUUGUUUUCAUUUGAAGCAUUAUUUUAUUGAUAUUCUUCAUUGGUUUUUUUUUCGUUUAUCAAUACUGUUGUUACGGCUACCCUGGGCCCUAGUGGGGUGAAUAAGUUUCCUACAUGAUUAACAGCUCAAAAGGCUUUGGAAAUGUUGUAUACUAUUUCUAUUAAUUGUGAAAUUGCUUUAGAUUUAGAUCCAUCGCAUGAUUCUGAUAGUAGUAGACUACUAUGUAGUUUUAGAUGAUUUGAGUUAUAACAGUGAAGAUAAUGUAUGCUUACAUCAAAGUGUUUGGAGGAAAAUUGGUUUUGCAUAUCAAGUUUUCACAUUUUAAGUUUCUUUUCUGUUACUUAUUUUAGUUAAACUGAAGAAAUAAGUUUACAAACAUAUAAUAUAAUCAUUCAAUUAUCUUUCAUUUGAUACCAAAUUUAACCUUAUAAACCAAGCAAUAAUAUUUUAAUUAUGUUUUAAUAAACCCAACCUUUCACUAUUUUUUGCUCGUUGAAAAAAAUGUACAUUUUUAAAUUUAAAAAAAUUCCGCAGCGAAAGAGUUACUUGGGAUGUGUUGUUUGUUUUAUUGUUUUUUUCUUCUUCUUUCAUCAAUAUGGCUUCAAUUAUUAGCAAGUGUCUUUGAGGUAUUGGUUGAUACUAACAGUUGGAUUAAGGCAUACUUCAAAGUUAAUGUUAAUGAAUGUGCUUUGUUAGCAUUGAAUUUGACCAUUUAAUUAGUCUAUGUAAAAUUAUGCAGGGGAUGUUAUCGUUGUUAUGAAAUGAAUAACAUAUUAAUGUGUAUAUUAUUGUGUAGUCUUCACAGCCGUGCCUGCCCCUAUCACCUGUCUCAACUCCCAUCCCUUCUCCAAAACUCUACCUUCCAUCUCCCCCUACAACCAGACCUCACCUCUCCACCCGUGUCUCCCAUCCCCACACCAGCUCCACAAUCCCUAGAACGAUGUUUUCUGCUUCACAUAUGUUUUUAUACCCCACAAAUUGAUCAAUAUCUUUUGUUAGCCCUCUAAACGUUCAGCCAAAUUCCACCUCCCUUCUCUCAUCCUCAAAUAUUUCCAAACCCCAAUUUUCAUACCUUAUUUCUCUACCAGCUUCUCCUUCACUUCCCCCUGCCCUAUUGUUUGCCAAACUUUUUUUCCCCAAACAUCAGCUGAGUUUCUAAAAAUUAUUGUCCCUUUCAAUUUUGCUGCCUGUUUAAGCGUUAAGGUUCAAUUUGUAAAAUAAAACGUACAAUAAGUGAAAUAUAUUUUGUAUAGCAGUAUGUGAAAAACAAGGGAACUGGCUAACUUUUUAAAAAGUUUACUGUCUAACAUUGCCCCAUCAAAUUUUUUUAAACAUAAGUAAAUUUCUUAUCUAAGAGACUAAAUGCCCCUACAUAAUCUAAUUGUCCCUUGUGUAUGCCCCAUGUUGGGAAGCACUGCUUUACCCUAACCAUGCGUUAGAGCUAUUUACAUAAUGUACAUAAGUUAUUAAUGUUCUAUUUAAUCAAUGUUGAGCAUGGUAAAAUAGAAAAGAAACAAAUGAAUAAGAUAAGAUUCUUUAUUGAAACAAAAUAAUAGAAAUAGUUCUUUUUUAAAUUGUACAUAUUUAUUUUCAGCACAUAAAUAAAUACAUAUUUUAACCAAGACAACAUUUCAGAAUUAUAAUAAUUUAAACGCCGGACAGCUAAAAUAGAAAUCAGCCAUUAAUGAACUCCUUAAGUGACAAUAAUUACUUACUUAGUCAUCAUUUAGAUUUGGUAACUGGUGGGUGAGCACACUGAUAAAUUUAUACAGACUGGGGAACAAAAGACUUUACAAAGUUCUAGUGUCCCAAAAGUUGCUGUUAACCAAGAAAUCUUGGUUCGUUGCAGUGAAAUUCAUUAGUGAAUAUUUUAGAGUAGUCUGGAAUAAAUAUUUUUACAUUACUUACCCAAAAUGUUAGCAAGACAAGCUUGUUCACUACCACUAAAUCACAUAAGACUUUAUAUCAAACAAUAAAUAUACAUUAAAGCUGCUCUUUGCUAGUUCAAGAGGUCAAGACUACAGUUGUGUCAAAUGUUAGUUUAAAUGUAUUCGCAAUGCAUACAGUGCCAUGGUGUUUUUUGUUAGUGAAUUGACCUUGUUGAAAAAUUAAUUUUUUUUUCUAAUUACUUCCAUUACUUCCAUUUUAGACUGCAUGUUUGGUUUUCUGAUGAUUUAUUUUCCAGUCUCAGAAAUCAUAUCUAGGAUAGAAAAUAUAAGAUAAGAUAAGAUUAUUUUAUUGAUCCAAAUAAAUGGAAAUGUUUUUUGACUGCAUUAUACAUUUUCAGCACAUAAAUAAAACAAUUUGAACGCAAGACAUUUAUAAUAAAUUAUUUCCAACAACCGUUCAGUGAGUUCUCUUAGCUAAAUUGGAGACUUAUUAGUUCUCAUGAAGAUGUGUGACUGCAGAGGGUGCACGCCGUUAAAUUCAUACAGAUUUUGGAACAAAAGAAUUAUUAUAUCUUUCAGUCCUCGCCCUGAUGGAAAGAAUUCGUCCCAAAUGGUCUGAUCCUAAGUAUUUGUGGUGAAGAAGGGCCUAUCAUCCAAAAUGUAUUUAGUUUUACAAAAACAUCUUUCUUCAAAUAGUUUUUCAAGUGAAGAAUGUUUAGUUUGUUUUAUGUUCCUAGCUUUCUUGAUUAGUUGGUUUAUGCAGUGUUUAAUAUCAGAUGUUGAAUUCCCACGCCAGCAGGUAAUACUGAAAUUAACUAGGCCUUUUUGGAAUGCAAAUUAUAAGUGGCUUUAUAGUGUUGAUGCCUGCGGGUCGUGUGUCUCCCCCCCCCCCCCCCCCCAUGGAAAGGAAACUUCUGUUUUGGAUUUAAAAAUUAAUAGAUCUAAAAUUUAUGAUGCUGUUGGGAAUUUUUGAGACUGGCUAACCCCAUUGGCCUCUCAUUUCAUUUGAGGGGAGGUUAUCCGUAUUCACCGUUAUGAAGGUGGGAGACAGACCCAGUGUUAGCCUUCUGUGUAAGCACUAGGCAAAAGAGUCACCACUUUGUUAACCUUAUUAUUUUCUCACCUGAUGGUAAAAUAAAAACAAUCACAGGGUCUAGAAUUCUGACUCUACUUAAUUUGACAAAUAUAUCAAAAUGGCUUUUACUACUUAUCUAUUCCUAGACUAUAAGAACCCCUGCAAAUGACCAAAUGAACAGUGUUGGCUACUCACUCCUAAAUGUUAAUGCAGCCUUGAUGCUUUAGAAGCUAUUGAUAAUUUGUUUCAAUAGAAAUUUUGUUGAUAGUGUAAAUUGUCAGAAAAUUACACAAGGCUUGGCUUUUUACAAAUAUUGAACAUGUGGUAGAAUUUUAUUCCAGUCCUUUUAAUUGUAAAAAUUAUCAUUUGGCUGAUGUAUUUUAUUUACCAUAUGUUCUUAUCCUUGUACUAUCAUCCAAACUGAGAAAUGUACAGGACUCAGGACUGUUAUAAUUGUUGAUGCCUCUCUCUUCAGUUAUUUACAUUGGUUUUCUUGGCUUAUUUCAAAAUAUCUUUUAUUGAGUCAAUCCUGCUUGAAUUAAGCCUGUUUGGCUCGACCAUCAAGGUGUUGACAUUGACAGAGUACAUCUGAAUUGGGUCCAAUAUUUGACUAGUUCCCCUGUGUGUCCUAUUGAUCCUGUGUUUACAUUUCCUUUUCAACACUGUCCUGUGAGACUAUCACCCAGCAAAAAAAAUCAUUAAACAGCUUUGGUCCAUCCAAUGGAUGGGAUUCACUGUCACUGUGUGACCUGUUGCUAGGAAACGCGUGUGUUAUUGUUAAAGUUGAUUGCCACAGUCCUGAGAAAAUGGUUUCUGGUGUGGUGUUCAAGUGCUGAGGGAAUAGGCAACUUCUCUUAUUGUGUUUAUACAAUAGUUGCAAGAGAAUAUUUUUUUUUAAAGAUUGUAUGUUUCUUUGUUUUUACAAUUUUAAAUAGGCAUAUUUAAUUUAUGAACUAGUUUGUAGAAUAGAAGUUUGAUGGUGGAGAGUACACUCAGUAUAACUUGCAUUUAUAAAAAUUGUUAAAAAGUAAUCAGUGCAUUUUUAAUUUAAAAAUUAAGUUUGUUUUUUCUAACAACUUUUGCAGUUUGUAAAUAUUUGUUAAAAUAUAGGCUUUGUAAUUUUCAUAUUUUGUGGAAAGAUAAUGGACAUUAUUUUAUUUUAGCUAAUAGUCUGCUUUCUUCCACUCAGAAUUUGCUAUGGAGACUGUAGCCUUGGAAAACGACAACAAAAAUAUAAAAAAUGUGGAGAUUUAUCCAUCCUAUGAAGAUGACUUUGAGAAAGACUCAGACACCUUUACCAAAGACUCAUCAUCACAUAAAGUAGGUUUAGCAUUUCCUCAUUACUUAUAAUUAUAACUAAAAGUUUAGUAUAAAAUGUAAUGAAAAGCAAUAUUAAAAAUAAAAAAGACACUGGCUUGUUUUGAAUUGCGGCAAUGGUUCCCUAUAGGAAAAUAUUUUUUGUUUUAGUUGCAUAAUUCAAGAAUUUUUCAGAUCACUAGUGUUGAAAAAUUAUGUGCAUUAAAACAAGGAAUAGUGUUUGGUUAUUAUUUUAUUUACAUAUAGGCCUAUAAAGUGUCUGUGGUAAUGAUUUUAUUUUCUUUUAAAGAGAAAAUGUUUUUUGUUUCCCCCCCCCCCCCCCCUUUAACAAGAUAUAGGUCACAUUUGCUUAUACAUGUAUCAUGUACUUUGAUACGUCUCUUUUGGUAUUUAGGGAAAGUGAAAUGAUGUGUCAUAUUUUCUUCUCAUGUAACGCAUGUAUAAAUGAAAUGGAAAUCCUUUUCAUAAAAUUUUUUCUCCUAUUCUUAAUUGACAUAGGUGAGCUCAGACGAUGACCAGGAUAUUAUUGCUCCUCCCCAUAUAAAGGCAAGUCCUCCUCCUCCGCUUUUGAUAGAAAAAGAGGAGAAGGAGGUAGAGAAGGGACAACUGGAGGUCAAUCAUGGGAAACCAGAGGCUCGGGGCAAGGAGAGGUCACUGGACGAACCAUCUGACAGUGAGCCAGAAAAUGAUGCAUAUAAUUUUACAGAGGACCAGCAGCGAGCAAUGAUGGAAUUGAUGGUACAAAAACAGGAAGAUGGCGAUUUAAUUGGUAGGUGAAGGAUAAAUAGGGGAAGGGGCAGCCGGUGUGUUGAGUCAUAACUGUGAGGUGACAUGAACUUUCUGGGUGGAAAAGUGUUCUUACUGUUAGAUUAAAAAAUGGAUGAUUAAAUUGAAGAAAAAUUGUGUCCAAGUAAAUUGAUGAUGUCAUAUGUCAUUUGUCCCUUUAUUUUUUUUGUAAUGUUCAAUUUCAUAUCUUUAAAUAUUUUUUAGAAAUCUGAGACUUAAUCCUAGGCAGAAAUUCCCCAAAUUAACAAUAGUUUUAGAUUCUAUAACUACUGUCCAGAUUUUAAAUGGUAUCAGAAACAGAAGAUUAAUGUUGCGAAAAGUCUGGUUCCAUUUCAUUGCAUUUAAACCACAGAAAUAAUCUUAAGACGGUCUUGAUUAAGUGUUUUAGAGUUUUUAAUAACAAAAAGUAAGUUUAGAAAUAUAACUCAAUCAUAACAUCUGUUUCUAACACAAAUUAGAUGAAGAGCCUCCCGAGUACAAUGUCAAAGGUCGACUGGAGCAGCUAAAUGCUGAACUGGCCAAAGAACCCACCCCGUUGGAGAAAGAGAGGGAGACAAGGGUGGGGUUCAAACCUGAAAUUGUUGACCUUGUGGCUCCCCCACCACCUGACUUCAGUGACGAUGACUCCCGACCCAACAGUGCCAGGGGUCAGGAGGCCACUCCUAGUACAACGCAAAAUGGCAACCACCAAAACAAAGAUAGUGACGAACAUGUUAAAGACAAUAGCAAACAGCAAUAUGUUGUUGAAAGGGACGGAAAUUUCUAUGUGCUUAGUGCCGAUGAGUUGACACCAUCAGAACGGGCAAUGCUCUUAAACGAUGAUUCAAAAGUGAAGAAGGUCAGGUAUCCAAGUGACAAUAAAAAAAAAAGUGAAAAUCCACAAUUAGUUAGUAAGAGCAAUAAUGUUGAAUCAGAACAGAUUGUUCCACAACCUCCCCCACGUCCUAGGCCGAAAACAGCGGCAAAUGGACCACGACGGAAUGUGAUGAAGCCAUCAGCUCGCCCGAAGUCAGCAAAUAAUCCUAACGAUGAAACAUCCAAUAAUGUUGAUAACUUCAACUACAAAUCUCCCUAUGCCAUGACUCCUGCGCAGAAGGAAGAGGCCAAGAGAGAAGCUCAAAAGCAGGAAGAGAAGAAGUUGAAGAAAGAGAGAAAAAAACAAGAGGAGGAGGAAGAACGAAGGAAAGAGAGCAUGGACGCCUUCCAGGCCUGGCUGGAUAAGAAAAAAGAAGAGAAAAAGAAGAAAGGAAAUGAAGAAAAUAGUUUACAGUCGGAACAAGAGCGGGUAAGUUGUCAUUUCAAUUGCCCCCGUGAGAAAUGAUGAAUUACCCCAAAUGAUUUAUUCAUUAAAAACAAGUAUUAUCCAUUUAAUAAAUAUUUAACUUCUGUCUUCAUAAAAAAGGCAUCAAUAAAACUACUUACUAAAAUAUGAAUUGAUUAUGUUUCUGGACGAAUCUUUAACAAAGAUAUCUGCUAUUUCCCUAAACAUUAGCGCCCCCCACCCCCUUACAGAUAAUCGUCUGAGGUCUUUUUUUUUUUUCUUUCUUUUUUUUUAAAUGCUUGUUAUGGCCUUGGACAAACAUAUUUUUUAGAAAUUAAUUCAUAUUAAAAAUUAUAAAAGAACAAUAGUGAGUGCAUUUGUUAACACUCUCUGUUGAAUGCCUUUCUUAUUAGCAACAAAGAAUAAUUUACUUUGAAUUAUAAUCCUUUCGAAAAAAAAUGGUGUGUGCUAGAAACAAUCUGGGUUGAUCUUCAGUGGCAUUAUCUAACUUGUUGUCUUGGUGCAGUGAAUUGUACUUGACUAACAUAAAUGUAUAGACGUUUUGUUCUUCCAUAAAAAAUUGAAUAGACAAAGAACAGGGAAUCUGUCUCCAGCCAAAAUGAAAGUUUUGAUUCAUUUGAAGUGAUCUACCCUUAUUUGCUGCGCCAGGCUCCGGUACUGUAAUCGGUGGAAAUUAUACUGAAUAUUUUGCAUAUAUAGCCUACCUGCUUUAGUAAUUUUAUUUUAUUACCCUUUUUCUAAUCUUUUGGUCAAUCCCACUAGAAGGACUGCGGGAAUUAUAGAUGUUAGCACUUCCUGUGCACAUUCCUAACGGAUUUCGUUACAUGUUGUCUUUCUAAUAGACUGGAGUAAUUGCUCAAUAGAUUAGCUGGAAGGGUGUUGUUAAAAAUAACACUUUUUAAUACAUAUAAUUAUACUGUGUUUUAGUCUUAAAAAGACAUAAAUUGUUCAAGAGGCCAUUUAUAAUAUACUGAGCUAAUCCUUUGACCAGUUUUUUGGCUCAAUGUAACUUGUAAAACAAACAUCGCAAUCAACUACUGCCAUCUCUCUUGAUCACUAUCUGUAAAUUGAUAAAACUUGUUUUAAAAUUGUCUACAUUUUUCAAAAUUAAACAUUUACUUAUUUAAGGUUCAACCCCAUUGUUUGUAUUCCAGAGCAAUAAUCCCUGUAUUACAGAGCAAUUAUCCCUCUUACAUCAUAAGAUGCUUUUUUUACCCUGCUAUUUUCCAUCCACAGUAAAAUAAAAAAAAGUAAUCUAUUUAUUUUAUUUAUAAUUUUUCCAAAAAAAGUUUCUUAUAACUUAAAGUCUGAGCACUGCAGGGAGCAUUUGAACCCCAACUGUAACCACACUCCCACCACCGCCUUCCCUUUCUCUACACAGUUGAUGAGUCCAUAUGGAGCUGUCAUUGUUUUUUUUCUUUUCUUUUUUACUUUCCUUACUUCUCCCUGCAAGGUCCAGAUAACCAGAGUUUUAAAAAUACUUUGGAACAUCAGAGAUAAUAUUAGAAAUUUAGAAAUAAUAUUUCUGAUAGCUGGAACUUUAAAACUUUAACUGCUGCUUAUUGAUUGGAGACUUUUCUCCACAUAUAAAUUUUGUGUUGAAAUAUUCAAAUAGAAGAUUGAAGAUCUUCAAAUUAAAUAAACAAUGAAAGAAAAAUUAUGAUUGAUAACUCAGACAUCUUACUUCUGCAACUUUUUCUAUGUUGAAGCUUUAUUUACAUUGAAAUGAAGUUAAAAUUAAGUAGCAAGUAAUUUCUAACACCAUAUUUAAAUUACACAUGUUGUUUUUUGCACUCUUAUAAAUCCAGAUAUUCCCCGCACCGCUUGUUAAAUAUUUAUGUUAUGAUAAUCAGGGCUUUUUAAUCAACUUAAAAAGAGAUUGCAUUAACACGCAUCCUUUUGUAAUAGAAAAAAAAUAGACACCCCAAGAAAUGUACUUAAGAAAGUUACAUUUAAAGACAGAAAAUUACUGUUUAAUUAAGCCCAUUUCAUGUUAGAAAUUCAAACCCAUGUUUAGUAGCGUAUAUAUUAUCAAUUUCUGUUGUGUUUUUAUUUGUUCUGAAGUAAUAAAUGCACAGUCCUCUUAAAUACAUUCUUUUCCAUUGUUUGAUAAAGACUAGAAAAAAAAUUACAAAUAUUACCUACAUUUGUGGCUCACCAUUGGGAACCUGAGGCUCUAAUAGAGGCUAGAGGAUAUUAGAUGUUAUAUUUAGAACACAUUGAACAAUUGCACCACAUACGACAGCAUUGGGUUGCUUCAUUAAUUGUCUGCACACAAAAAAAAGGUAUCUGUGAAGGUUGGAUGUAGAAAACUAGGGAAGGUAACCGCACAUUCAACUAAUCAGAUUAGUAUUACAGUUAUAUUCUACAACAUCUUUGCAUUUAUUAAGAUAUUUAAAAAGAAUUAACAAAUAUAUUUUGCAUGGCUUGCAUGUAUUUUAUUUUUCAGCUUUUUAGUUGCAAUGUGGGCGAAACUUUUCAAUGAAAUGAUUUGAAACAAUCGAUGCCUGUAAUUCCUUAACACUGCACCUACUUUGUAGAAACUCAACAGAAACUCAAUAUUAAAUGCUACUUGUUAUAUCUUAUUGUUACAAUAUGACAUCAAUUUCUUUUGUUGCUUGAAGAGAUUUGUUGUGCAUAGUAAUCCAAAAACAUUUUUAGAAAGGCUCUUUGGGCUAUGUUGAUACUUUUAUGAAGGAUAAUUUUUUAAUGAAAUUACAUCAGUUAUGAAAUUAGUCUCAUCAUAUGACAGUGAUUUAUUUAUCCAUAAUAUAUUUUAUGAAUCAUUUUUGUUUAGUAGAUUUUAUUUUAAUUUAAAUUUGAAAAAGAAAAUGUUAUUUUCGUCACAAAUAUUACAAUAGUAGUAUGACGUAAUUAUACACAAAAUAAAAUACUUUUGAAAAUAGAUGAGUGUUUUGUAAACAUUGAAUAUUUGUUUUUCAGCAAGAAGAAAAUGAAAAAGCGUAUAAAACCUGGCUGAAAGAAAAACGAACUCAGGGAAAAAGAGAAAAAUUGUUAAAGAAAAGACAGCAACAAGAUCAGAUGGAAGGUUACUUUAUCCGCUCCAAGGAAGAAUGUGAGAGAGCAUUCAACGAGUAAGACUUUUGACCUGUUCAUGUUUAUAAGUUUCAUUUUAAAUUGAUAAAUUUGAAGAAAAAAAAUGGUUCAAAUUAAAAAAACAUUUCAUAUAUGCUAUUAAUUUAUUGGUUUUAAUGUUUGGAUAAUUUUGGAUACUUGUAUGAGCUAAAGUUUGGUAAUAAAUUAGUGUUAAAAGACUUGUCGACAUUUACAUCAUUAUUGUCAUGUACUUGAUGAGAUUGUUACCUAGGAGCAAUAAUAUGAAUAAUAUUAUGAAUUAUUAUUUCAUAUCAUGUUUGGUUAAACAAUGCCUAUUUCCAUGAGUGUUUUGCCUAUCCUAAUGAGUAUGUUAGCUUUACAAAUUUCAAUAUGGGUUUAUCAAAAAACAAUUAAAACUUGCAUUUCCACAGAUGGCUGAAAAAGAAAAAGGUUGAAAGUAAAAUGCAACAUGCCAUGGAAAAGCAGAAAAUCCGGGCUUAUAAGAUUCAUAUGAGAAGGUCCAAGAAAACACAAGCUCUGCUUAAAGCUUUGAAAGAAGCUGAGGGAAGCCAGUACUUAGAUUACUAUGGUUACAGAUACUAGAGCAAGUUCAUUGGUCCUAUGGAUCUAAUGUGCUGAGUGAUUUAAAGGUUUGCAAGAAGCUGAGGGAAGCCAGUACUUAGAUUACUAUGGUUACAGAUACUAGAACUAAUUCAUUGGUCAUAAUGGAUCUAAGUCUAAGAUGCUGAGUGAUUACAGAUGACAAUAGUAUAUUUUGUACCAUAAUGCAGGCUGACUUAAUAAUAGUUAACUAUUUGAUCCAAAGUUCAUUAUUUGAUCCAAAGUUCACUAUUUGAUUUAAAGCUUUUCAUAGAGUUUAUUUAUCGUAAAAGAAAGAUUAACCUUAUUACCACAGAUAGGAUUGCAUCCCACAUGCCAAGAGCUAUUCAGACAUACUUACUGGAUCACUCAAUAUUGUAUGCAGCAAUAAAAAUCGUAUGAGCUCAAAAUUUCACCACAAAAAUGUGAGAAAGUCUUGUGUCAAUGUGGUAAUUAAAUAUUCAUAAUUUAAAUAAAAAAUUUGUUUUUAAAAAUCUAAUGCAGGGGGCUGCAACCUACUGCCCACUUGCCAGACUUGGCAUGCAAAAUGAUUUUCAUUGGCAUGUGGAAGACCAAAAAAAUAUGAAUAAAUGACUAAAAAAUAUACAUUAAAUAGUAAACGCCUAAGUUAUCGCCAUACUGAAUGAAUUACAAAUCUUACCUUUGCACGCUAAUACCAAAAGGUUGUAGACCCCUGAUGUAAUCUAUUUAAAAUCUAAGGAGAGCUCUUAUUUUUUAAGACAUGGCACCUUUUAUUGUGGUAGCUUGGUGGUAUUUUUAAAAUUCUAUGAAAUCAAACUUCUGUGAUAACAAAAUGACACUGCCAAGAUAACCAUUUCUGAUUUUUUUAAAUAGAAAUAUUGUUAACAUCAUUUCUGAUAUAAUCAGGUUUAUUUAUUUGUAUACAUAUAAGGCUUCUGUAAUGAUACUUAAAUACAGCUCUACAUAAUUAGAAAUGGGGCAGCCUUUGGGACAUAAGAGAAAGAAUUAGUAAGGGCCGCAAGACCUUGGAAUGGGGAGAAAUUCUAAUAUUUAUUUUUUCAAAAGGGUGAAGGUUUAAAGCACUUAUUAAAUUUUGAAAUAAUUAUCUAUCUUAAAAUUGAUAUACAUGUAUUCAAUUAAAUUUUCUUUUCUUAGCAGAACAAAUGGUAGACUUAAUUAAAAGGAUGGGAAAGCUAUAUUGUCAAAUAAUAAAUUUACCAAAUGAUUGACUGAAUCAUUUCUUUUUUUUUUUAAAUUUUGAAAUUUCUCAGCUUAAAUCAAAUUUUAGAGAGCCCUGUUAGACAUCUAUUUAUUAAUUUUACUACAAAUCUAUUCAAUAGUUUUAAUACAAAGUAAUAAUGAGGUCCCUACAAUUUCAUCAAAGGAAUUUUUAAACUAUUCAAUGGUGUCAUGUAGCAUUUAUUAUAGCGCCACCUUUCUUAUUAUAUCUCUAUUUGAAAAAAAUUAUUAUAUUGACACAUAUGUGUAUGUUACACAGACAAGUUAUGUUUAUGACUGUUUUUUGAAAUUUUAUAUACAUUUACCAUGUAUGCUAUAUUGAUGCCAUGUAAAGGAAAUGACAAAACAAAAUCAAAAGAUAUUUGUAUUUGUUGUACACUUGCUUUAAUCAUGUUUUUACUAUGUAACAAUAAACAUAUGUGACAAUAAUUAUAGGCCUACUUGGUCUAUUUCUCUCUGGUCUUUGUUAUUAUUUUUUGUUUAUUUUGUGAGUGUUAACUGGCAAAGAGUUAACACAUUUUUUUUCAGAAGGGGAGACAAAAAUAAAAGCAUCAGAACUCAUGGACCGAUUCCAAGAUGGACAAAAGGGAAAAAUGAAAUUUAAUCCCAAAAUCUUGUUUCUAAAUGAUCUCUAAAAGUGAAAACUAAGAUUUCAUGUCUUCCCAGUUAUAUCCCAAUGCAUGGAAAAUAACAUUGCCUUCGCUACUUACUUUUAUUUGGAAGAUUACGAUACUUAUUGCCACGGAGUCUAUCAAAGUGCCAACUAAGUUGAGUAAUUUUGUAAUAAUAAAAUUGAAUAAUAAAUAUAAUGAUAUUCAUGACCUUGUUUGUGUUUGGGGGUACCACAGUGUUUUUCCUCAUUAUUUUAUUCUUGCCAAAAAUAACCACUCUACUCAUAUCUAAUCAUGCCCAUGACAAUUUUAUCAUAGUUGCAUGUUAAUUAAGUUAAACUUAAAUAAGAUUUGUCAGAUUCAUUAUAUGGUUUAGAAUAAAAAAUCAAUUUGAUUAGUGCCAACAAAUAUACAUUUAUCUAUUAUGUUAUUUGUAUUUAUUUUUUGACCAAGUACCUCAAGUCACAAUUAUAUUUUUUAGAGGAAACAUGUUUUUUUCUUGACAGUGCAGCUGAGGAAAAACAUAAAAUUAAUUAAUAUGAUAUUCCUUCAUUGAUGAAAGAAAAUUCUUUAAUUAAUUAAAUAUGAUACUCCUUGAUUGAUGAAAGUAAAUUCUUAAUUAAUUAAUAUGAUAUUCCUUCAUUGAUGAAAGUAAUUUUUUUAUUUCUACAUAGACUCUCAAACAAGAAAUUGUUAAAAUUAUUAAAGGCCUUUCAAUGUGUUAUUUAAUCAUUAUAUUUUUUUUGUGACUUGUAAUAACAUGUACAAAUUUAUUACUGUGUCUUAGAAAAUUAAACUAUUCAAAAGUUGCACUGUGAAAUUUCAGUCCUGAAACAGAACAGUCAGUUAUCUUUUACGAUAUGUACUCAAAAGUUUUUAAAGAAAAUUCUCUUUACAUUCUGUCAACAUUUCUAGACCUUUUCUGAAAUGUACACCAUUCCAGGGUUUUAUCAUUGCAGAAUUAAAAAUAACCAAUCAUUUGAAACAACAAUUAAAUAUUUUCAUCCUAUCAUUUCAUUCACCUGUGUCAUCACUGGCAAGUUGAGUAGCUUUGUAGUGAAUUAUUGUUGUGAAAAUAUUUCAAUAUUGACAAUCAUUUAAUUUUCACUAUGCAUAACUACUGUAUUUUAAUUUUAUACAUCAUGAAUGCAACAAUCCAUCAAAGAUUCUUACUUAAUUUGCUAGUUGCAUUUUUAAAACAAAGUUUGGACAUUUUGUUUGCUGUUUGCAGUUAACUCAUAAUUUGAGAGCCUUGAUUUGGAAGUGAUCUUCACAAAUUUGUGAGCCUUGAUUUUGAAGUGAUCUUCACAAAUUUGAAAGCCUUGAUUUGGAAGUGAUCUUCACAAAUUUGAAAGCCUUGAUUUGGAAGUGAUCUUCACAAAUUUGAAAGCC
Molecule: messenger RNA, 14524 nt
Organism: Lymnaea stagnalis (great pond snail)
Lineage: Eukaryota; Metazoa; Mollusca; Gastropoda; Lymnaeidae
Source: the annotation of a GenBank genome assembly